Messenger RNA from Cyprinus carpio (common carp), 1038 nucleotides. RefSeq lists its product as uncharacterized. The transcript has 13 exons. The record is from RefSeq and is a predicted model, not a curated record. Lineage: Eukaryota; Metazoa; Chordata; Actinopteri; Cypriniformes; Cyprinidae. The coding region runs from base 370 to 1026 and encodes 218 amino acids.
CAAUUUGCCAUCCAGACAUUGUGUAUAGUUUAAAAGGUGACAUUUAAUCACAUAGUGUGAUUCAUUAUCUAUCUUUAAGGACAGUUGAACUUCUUGUUUCAGUUAACAAAAGCUGAUACAUCAAGUGAAAGUGAUUCUAUAAACUUCCCUAAAUGUCUUCAUCAACCAUGUGAAUUACCUGUUUCUGGAGGUUGAUUUCUACUUUUUUAGUUUUCUUACUCAUGUGGUCGGUUUUUCAGUUUUGAUCUCAUUCUAAAAUAGAUACAUGGUAACUGGUCAGAUAUAUUUUUAUAUAGCACAGGAUUCUUGACAGACAUGUCAAACUGAACUGAUAUUUUGCCCAUUUUAAGUGCCUACAGACAUAGUGAAAUGGCCCUGUUCAUCUUCAUAAUAUUUUAUCUUUUACUGGUGGUUAAAUUGCAAGGUUUGGCAACCAUGUCGUCUUUGCCACCAAUCACAGAGGGCAGCCCAACUACAGUGAUUCCCAAUGGAACCUUACAAGUUUUGGGUGUAACAUCCACUACUGAGUCUGAAAUCACAACAGACCUGAUAACCAAUAUGUCAAGUCUAAGUUCCCAAGACAACCAUAGUUUAAAAGAUCCUGCAAACGCAUCCUUAGAAUCGACUACACUUACUGAUAAUACAGAACGUGCUUCAGUUUUCCCCUUGAUGACUAAAGGCCCUGAAAUCAGAAAGUACUCAAAUACAAAAAUGUUCUUCCUCAUUGCUGUGGUUGCAUCUGGUGGAGGAAUUGUACUGACUGGACUCGUGGGCACCUGUUUGUACAGAUAUACACGAAAGUCAAAGGCAGAGAGGAUUUGGAUCGAAUCGAGCAGCAAAAAACACAAACAGGGACCAGUGGCCAGUUCAGACUCAUCUGGAGAGGAAGAUACAGUGCUUUACUCAACCAUCAACUUCAUUCAACCCCCCUCUCAACCACCAGGAAACAAUGAAGAAUCAAUUCAAAAUGAGGUGCGUAAAUCAGCUGGUCUCACAUGCACAUGCAGUUAUUUAUCUUCAUUUUAAGAUUUAAUUUUC